Messenger RNA from Lentinula edodes (shiitake mushroom), 1420 nucleotides. Its product is annotated as DNA glycosylase. Lineage: Eukaryota; Fungi; Basidiomycota; Agaricomycetes; Agaricales; Omphalotaceae. Gene Ontology annotation, molecular function: catalytic activity. Gene Ontology annotation, biological process: base-excision repair. The record is from RefSeq and is a predicted model, not a curated record. Bases 274 to 1398 code for a protein of 374 amino acids. The transcript is spliced from 2 exons.
UGGUAUGACGAAAGCUGGUGAUGAACGGAAAUAACUCCCUUUGUACCAUAAGCCAUUACGAGGUAAUGAGUGAGGCAGGCAAUGUUUUAUAAAGUCUUUAAGCUUUGAGCCUAAGUAUAGUGUCAGGAUUUGACCGCCGGUUACGAACCGCUGACAAGACACUAUUUAUGUGAAUUCUGUGGCCUUCAAAAAGAGUCCUUGCUAGUGAGAAAACAGCACGAGGCGGGUUGAGCCUCGAGGUGAAAUUUAGCGCAGAACAUGAAUGGGUGACUGAUGUCACAAAUCAAGAAGACACGUGAACUAUACCACGCCGUGACACUAAAUUUCAAGUCUCUCAAGUCGACCACUAGCAGAAACCUUCAGAAAGCUACUUCAACGAUUAUCAGCAACAUGAAACGCAGUAGUUCCCCCUCCUUAGAUAUAACUUACCACCAAUCAACUGCUAUGAUCAAAUCACAGUCUAUCCCGGAAUCUCCCCAUCGUGCGAAGAAACGAAGAUUACUUGAAACAUACACUUCUGAAUCACCUUUCCUAAAUUUUCCUCAUCCUACGCCUUCCGAGGCUGUCGCAGUCUUCAAUAUUCUUUCCAAAGCCCAUCCACAGUAUGCAUCAACUCGUAUGAUUCCGAAAUUAACUAGUAAUUCUGCGGCCACGUGUGGAAACGUUCCUAAUGUCAUUGAUUCACUCAUUGGGACCAUCUUGUCCCAAAACACAUCUGGAAAGAAUUCGUCUAGGGCGAAAUCCAGCCUAGAUGUGGCGUUUGGUCGGAACAAUUUUGCGGCAAUCGCCUCGUCUCCGAGAGAAGCCGUAGUGGAAGCCAUCCGACAUGGAGGGCUUGCAAACAAGAAAGCAGCCACUAUUGAAAACCUCUUGAAGUCCGUAGAGGAACGACAUGGUGAAUUUUCCCUACAGCAUCUUGCCGAGACGGGGAAGGACGGGAAGCAGCUUUCCGAUGAAGAUAUCAUGAAAGAAUUAACAUCUUACGAUGGCGUAGGACCCAAGACUGCUUCUUGCGUGUUGAUGUUUUGCCUAGGGCGGGACUCAUUUGCCGUCGACACCCAUAUCUUCCGGCUCAGCAAAGUGCUGGAUUGGGUCCCGUCUAGCGCUGACCGCAUUCUAACACAAGCACACCUCGAUAAAAUGCUCCCUGCAGAGUUGAAAUACGGAUUGCAUGUGCUUAUGAUUCAGCAUGGACGGACAUGUAAAGGAUGCAAGAAAGUUGGUUCGUCUACACCUUGCAUCCUAAAGGAUUUCGUGAAGAAAAAUAGACCUUCGUCGAAGUUGUCAGAGGAACCCGUGGUACUAGUUUCCCAUCUCCCUGAUCCGAUUACAAAACUGAUGAGAGACCCACCCCACAGUGACACCGGGCGACAAGAUCGAAAAUCUAGACGAAAAUGAAAUCAUCAAGAAUCCGCCAGUG